GGCCCAGUUGGAGCAGGUAUGGGGUGCAAUAGGUCAUUUCAAUGCCCCAGGUAAACUGUAACCCCAACAAACUAAAGGUCAACAGCACCAUGCGCACCCAUUCCCUUCGUCCCUUGAUAGAGGGUGUGCCCACCCAUCUUGCAGCUUGUGGCAUUCUCAGAGUUUGAAUGCCCGCAUGCACUUGGCCCUUUUCACAAUUCUUGUAUGCUUUCCAUGAACCGCGGGGGUUCGCCUCGAAUUUGCGCCUGCGAUCAGGCCAAAACACGUGCAGGUAUAGCUAAUCGAUCCUCUGUUGGUGUAGAUUCGAUGCUGGGACGGUACGGAAGCUAAACUGUGAGUUCCGACGCAGGAAGACGAGGUAAAUGCGUGAUGGGUCGUAGGCAGUCGUCGCACGGUUCGUUGGGGAUAAAAAUAGCUGCGAGGAUGGAACAGGGUCCGCGAUCCGCAAAAGGUCCGAUGUCGUUUAGAAAAAGAGCGAUAUGGGGCACACGUAGGCUUUCGUGUCCGGGGAGAGUGAUAAAUAACGUUCGAAGCGAAGCAGAAGAGAAUGAAGACUGAC
Aspergillus welwitschiae is the source of this 559-nucleotide messenger RNA. RefSeq lists its product as uncharacterized. Lineage: Eukaryota; Fungi; Ascomycota; Eurotiomycetes; Eurotiales; Aspergillaceae. The coding region runs from base 370 to 558 and encodes 62 amino acids. The record is from RefSeq and is a predicted model, not a curated record. The transcript has 3 exons.